Messenger RNA from Microdochium trichocladiopsis, 490 nucleotides. RefSeq lists its product as uncharacterized. The annotation marks the transcript as partial. The record is from RefSeq and is a predicted model, not a curated record. The transcript has a single exon. NCBI's taxonomy places the organism in Eukaryota, Fungi, Ascomycota, Sordariomycetes, Xylariales, Microdochiaceae. Gene Ontology annotation, cellular component: site of double-strand break; nucleus. Gene Ontology annotation, biological process: double-strand break repair.
AUGCAAAGCUCAGCCACGUCGCCGCCCACGGCAUCCGCUGCCAGUUCAGCACCCGUCCAUGAGUUCAUCUGCCUGUUCACACACGAUCUCCGCCGCAAGCAGAAGAGAUGGCAGGACGGCCGCCUCAAAUUUCACACGCACAACAGUCGUGUCAUGGUUCAUGACGAGCAUGGAAACACCGUUGGGGACACUCAUUGGCGCAAGGACCAUGGCCUCGAUGUCGGGGAGUUGCUUACUCUCGACCGUGGCGGCAUCAUCGUCGAAGUCGGAGAUUUGGUAGCCACCCGAAAUCAGGAUCUCUCUGAGCUCGUCGACAAAAGAAUAAAAGAAAAGGUUGACCGUCUAGCUGCGGCGGCCGCCCGAAGACCAAAUAUCCCCCGGCCGCCAGCCGUGGGCUUGCCCACACCAACAAGGUCGAUGUACCCUCAGACAAGUACAAAACCUCUACAACAGGUUGUUGGAACCCCAACAGGUCACCACGGGCGCGCGG